This is a messenger RNA of Tachysurus vachellii, 1818 nucleotides long. RefSeq names its product ER membrane protein complex subunit 8 (gene emc8). Bases 309 to 923 code for a protein of 204 amino acids. The record is from RefSeq and is a predicted model, not a curated record. The transcript has 5 exons. Gene Ontology annotation, cellular component: EMC complex. Lineage: Eukaryota; Metazoa; Chordata; Actinopteri; Siluriformes; Bagridae.
GUUAAAAAAUAAAAUAAAAAAAAAACCUCACAGCAACCGUUUGCACGAGCUUAUGAUUUUGAAGGCAGGUUUUUGUUUAUUUUUGCUUUUUUUUAUUACACAGACGCUGAAACAAAUACUUUAUUAGUUUGAUACUUUUAUGGCUCAGGAUCACAAAAGAAGGCAUGAAUAAGGAGAGAUAAGUUAGCUAGCGAGCUAAUAGGCUAACAGGCUAAUAGUGUAAGUGUGUGUGUUUUAGAGCUACAUUAGAGCCUCUUUGUGGAUUCACACACACUCCAGGUCACUGUUUGAGUGUUUAAACAGCAGAAAUGCCUAUUAAACUGACCACUCAGGCCUACUGUAAGAUGUUACUCCACGCUGCUAAGUUCCCUCAGUGCGCCGUCAACGGUCUGCUGGUGGCUGAGAAGCACAAGGAGAAGAAGAAAGAAGGCCCUGGUGUGUGUGUGCUGUGUGUGGACUGUGUGCCUCUGUUUCACGGCUCUUUAGCUCUCGCACCAAUGCUCGAAGUGGCCCUUUCUCUGAUUGAUACGUGGUGUAAAGAAAACAAAUACGUCAUCGCCGGUUACUAUCAAGCCAACGAACGCAUAAAGGAUGCGAGGCCUGGUCAAGUUGCUGAAAAGGUCGCUACGAGGAUUUUAGAAAACUUCAGCGACGCAGCCAUGAUCAUCGUGGACAACAGUAAGUUCACCAUGGGAUGCUCCACGCCGGCGCUUUCCAUCUACGAUCAUUCUGACAAUAAGUGGAAGUGCAGAGAUCCGAGCGCAGACCAGUUCGAGGACUGGACAGAAGCUCAGAAGAUCACAUCCACCUUGCUGGAGAACAGAUCCCACGAAAACCUCAUAGACUUUGACGACCACCUGGACGACCUCAGGAACGACUGGACGAACCCCGAGAUCAACAAAUCCGUGCUACAUCUAUGCUGAAGGUGGCGUCCAGCCAGGGGCCGUUUCACCCCGUCGAGCCGUCAGCGCCAGCAUGGGUCGCGUUCUCGUUACCGUAUAAUGAUUCACACGUGGAGGGAAAAAGCGCAGAGAUGUGCAGAUUUUUUUUUUUUUUCUUCUUAAAACACAUUUCUAAAGCGGGACGUUAGAGCGUCGUGUGCUGUGAGGGAUUCAGAGCAGCAGGAAAGAUUUUACACAUCUACAACUUUUCAUUUUUGAUCGAUUGGUUAAAAAUUUGUUCACUGCUCCAAUUACACGCUUUCGUUUCGUCACACUUUUUCUUUAUUCGCUAAAAAUUUCACUCCGUUUUUAAUCCGAAUCAGAACAGAACUUUACACACCGGGAAAUGCUGAGGUUUUCUCUGGCUUGGAUUUCCCCUUAAUCAAUAUUAAAACCUAGAGAUUUGAAGAAUUUGAUCGGUUCCUUUGCUUUUAUUUUAAAAUUAAAUAUCCUUACAAAAUACAGCGGUAAAUUUAUACAGUCGUUUGCAAACCAGCUCUUUUUAAACGUAGCCUCAAAGAGACGGUGAAUAACGAAAUCCUUCAGUCAUUAAUGUCACGCUUUCACUUCACUUCAUGACAUUGAACGUGAUUUAAUAUAUUUAACCAGUUUAUUAUGUGACAUUUAUCAAAACAAUUAAUAAGUCUUAAUCUAUAAAACCACUUUUUAAGCUCUGCCAUAUUCAGGUUUAGUUUUUUAAAGCGCAGUCGAUAUUUGUGUGUUUAAAAAGUUAAUAAUAGUGCAGUAAUAUUCAUGAAUUAAUGACAGAUAGGAACAUGAUGUUUGUUUAUUAUUAUAAUCCGGUUUAAGAUCUCCGUGAUUAAGUUUACCUUUUGUAAAACAAAAUGCGAGAAUAAAAUGUUUUUAAGCAACCGUC